UCAUCAGCAGUUUCUUGAUGUUUGGAAAGUUCUGAGACCCACCCUGUUGGACUACUUGCAACCAGUGCCUAAGACUACAGAAACGUGCGUGUGGAAGAACCUUUCCUUGAAGGAAGUGUCCGUCACAGCACUGUGGAAACUCCUUGCAGGCCUGGCAAGGCAGGAGAGCAGUUUGUGCUUCUGCUGAGGCUCGUGUGUAAUCUCUGCUUCUUAUGCACUCCAGCACCCCUAUCAGCUCCUUGUUCUCCUUCACCAGCCCCGCAGUGAAAAGGCUGCUGGGCUGGAAACAAGGAGAUGAAGAAGAAAAGUGGGCAGAAAAAGCUGUGGAUUCGUUGGUGAAGAAGUUAAAGAAGAAAAAAGGAGCCAUGGAAGAACUGGAGAGGGCUCUGAGCUGCCCGGGUCAGCCCAGUAAAUGCGUCACCAUCCCUCGUUCCUUGGAUGGGCGGCUGCAGGUGUCUCACCGCAAGGGGCUUCCCCACGUCAUAUACUGCAGAGUGUGGCGCUGGCCUGAUUUACAGUCUCACCAUGAGCUGAAACCACUGGAAUGUUGUGAGUUCCCUUUUGGCUCGAAACAGAAAGAGGUGUGCAUCAACCCCUACCAUUACCGGCGGGUGGAAACCCCAGUCCUACCUCCUGUACUCGUUCCAAGACACAGUGAGUUUAACCCUCACCUCAGCCUGCUUGCCAAGUUUCGAAACACUUCUCUGCACAGCGAGCCACUGAUGCCGCACAAUGCCACUUACCCGGAUUCUUUCCAGCAUCCUCCUUGCACCCCUUUUCCAUCAUCCCCCAGCCACAUGUUCUCCCAGUCACCCAACAGCAUCAGCUACCCCAACUCACCAGAAAGCUCUUCUGGACCAGGAAGUCCCUAUCAGCUCACGGUGGAAACUCCCCCUCCACCCUACCAUGCAAGAGAACCUCCAGGAAUCCACAAUGGACGGUCAAUGGACGCACUAGCUGAAAGUCAACUAGUGCUGUCUUUGCCCAAUGGAGACUUUCGGCCUGUUUGUUAUGAGGAACCCCAACACUGGUGCUCAGUUGCCUACUAUGAACUCAACAACCGGGUAGGGGAGACUUUCCAGGCCUCCUCUCGAAGUAUCCUUAUAGAUGGAUUUACAGAUCCUUCAAAUAACAAAAACAGGUUCUGCCUGGGUCUGCUCUCAAAUGUAAACCGCAAUUCUACUAUAGAAAACACCAGGAGACACAUAGGAAAAGGCGUCCAUCUUUACUACGUGGGCGGGGAGGUUUAUGCCGAGUGUGUCAGUGACAGCAGUAUUUUUGUGCAAAGCCGCAACUGUAACUACCAGCAUGGUUUCCACCCAGCCACGGUCUGCAAGAUCCCCAGUGGCUGCAGCCUCAAGAUCUUCAACAACCAGCUCUUCGCCCAGCUGCUUGCCCAGUCAGUCAACCAUGGCUUCGAAGUGGUGUAUGAGCUCACCAAGAUGUGUACUAUUCGGAUGAGCUUUGUUAAAGGCUGGGGAGCAGAGUAUCAUCGCCAAGAUGUUACAAGCACGCCCUGCUGGAUUGAGAUCCACCUGCAUGGACCAUUGCAAUGGCUGGAUAAGGUGCUGACACAGAUGGGCUCACCUCACAACCCCAUCUCCUCAGUCUCUUAAGAAUCAUCUCUAGAAUUCCCUUAGGAUGGAUGCUAUUGCAGGCAGUGGCU
Molecule: messenger RNA, 1666 nt
Organism: Ficedula albicollis (Collared flycatcher)
Lineage: Eukaryota; Metazoa; Chordata; Aves; Passeriformes; Muscicapidae
Gene: SMAD9
Product: SMAD family member 9
Exons: 6
Coding region: 213-1616 (467 amino acids)
Biological process (GO): cell differentiation; regulation of transcription by RNA polymerase II; SMAD protein signal transduction
Cellular component (GO): heteromeric SMAD protein complex
Molecular function (GO): RNA polymerase II cis-regulatory region sequence-specific DNA binding; I-SMAD binding; DNA-binding transcription factor activity, RNA polymerase II-specific
Source: RefSeq, a predicted model, not a curated record